Molecule: messenger RNA, 394 nt
Organism: Leptosomus discolor (cuckoo roller)
Lineage: Eukaryota; Metazoa; Chordata; Aves; Leptosomiformes; Leptosomidae
Source: RefSeq, a predicted model, not a curated record
AUGGCGUCCCCCCCGGCAGAGACCAAGGUGUACGUGGGGAACCUGGGCACGGGCGCGGGCAAGGGCGAGCUGGAGAGAGCCUUCAGCUACUACGGGCCGCUGAGAACCGUGUGGAUCGCGAGGAACCCGCCGGGGUUUGCCUUCGUGGAGUUCGAAGACCCAAGGGAUGCUGAAGAUGCUGUGCUUGGCCUUGAUGGGAAGAUAAUAUGUGGCUCGAGGGUUAGAGUGGAAGUGUCAACGGGGAUGCCUCGUCGCUCCCGUUAUGACAGGCCUCCUGCACGGCGCCCCUUUGACCCUAAUGAUAGAUGCUACGAGUGUGGUGAGAAAGGCCACUAUGCUUAUGAUUGUCACCGCUAUAGUCGCCGAAGGAGGAGCAGGUACGUGUGGGGCCAGA